This is a messenger RNA of Microsporum canis CBS 113480, 393 nucleotides long. RefSeq lists its product as uncharacterized. NCBI's taxonomy places the organism in Eukaryota, Fungi, Ascomycota, Eurotiomycetes, Onygenales, Arthrodermataceae. Bases 1 to 393 code for a protein of 130 amino acids. The record is from RefSeq and is a predicted model, not a curated record. The transcript has a single exon.
AUGGCUGGAGUCCUAGUUUGGCAGGCCGCCUCCACCACCGGCCUUUGCAUCUGUGCGGGCGUGGCCACAGGCAUAGCCUGGUAUACCUACCAGGGACAAAAAAAGCAUUGGCGAUUGGAGGAGAGGCGGCGGCAGGUGGAAGAAAGGGAGGGGUGGGCGGGAGACAGGGAAGGGAGGGUGGGGGUGAGAGAGUUGGCGGCGGAUGAGAAAGAGAGGGCCUUAGGGGAGAGAGAGUGGGCUCUGGAGGAGAGGGAGAGGGCCUUGGAGAGGAAGAGGAGGGAUUUUGAGGUGGAGGCCCAGGCGAGGGCAGCAUGGGCUGAGAGUUGGGGAUGUGAGGAGGGCGGCCGCUCUACCGGUGUUGGGGGCACCGGUACCUCGAGUGGACCCUCUUAA